AUGGAGCGAUUUGACAAAAUAAAAGAAUUAAAAGCAGCGAUUGAAAAAAAGACUGAAGAGGAGCGCGACGGACUCCGACUUCAACUUUAUAGCUUGACGAGCGAUUGGUUGGUGCAGCUUCCAAUUUUCCGCGAAGUAUUUCAGCCCGAAGAAAUUGACUGGCUUCUAUUGGAGGCCGCCAAAAAAUUAACCAAGGAAUCCGUCCAAUUUAUAAAAUCCGUGGCCAGAAGUGGCUACAAGGACGGAUUGAAACAUAAUGAGGACGGCAACCGCACCACCGCAGUGCAUUACGCGGCUGAUAAGGACGUCUUGAAAGAUCUGUUUGUAAUUUACAACAGAUGUGACGUGAAUUACGUCGACGAGUCUACGGGGGUAAGUCACUUCCAUGUGGCCUGCGAGUUUGGCUUUGGCGAUGUCGCGAAGAAAUUCCUCGACCACGGGGUGGAUUUAAAAGAUCCAUGGCCAGCAUCAGGAGAUUCGCCAUUGCACUUGGCUGUGGAAGACGGUAACAGGAGUUUGAUUGAAUUGGUGCUGAAGCGCGGCGCCAACGUCAAUUCAUCCAACAUUUAUGGAAUGACUCCUGUACACAUUAUUGCCUCUACCGAAAAUGAAGACUUGGCGACGUUUUUUUUCAAGAUCUGCGACGAUCUACAGUUGACGGUGCAAAUCGAUGCUCGGGAUGCGUGGCAUAAUACACCACUGCACGUGGCUCUUAAGCACGGCAACCAGAGAGUGGUCGAAUUGCUUUUGAGAAGAGGCGCCAAUCCGAACUUGAUUGGCGAGGAAGGAAAGUCACCACUGCACUUGAUUUGCGAGAGAGCCUCGAGUCAAGAGGAGUUGUUGGCGAUGUUUCCUCGGCUGGCGUAG
Trichogramma pretiosum is the source of this 867-nucleotide messenger RNA. Its product is annotated as receptor-interacting serine/threonine-protein kinase 4-like. The record is from RefSeq and is a predicted model, not a curated record. Gene Ontology annotation, molecular function: protein binding. Bases 1 to 867 code for a protein of 288 amino acids. The transcript has a single exon. Gene Ontology annotation, cellular component: nucleus; cytoplasm. NCBI's taxonomy places the organism in Eukaryota, Metazoa, Arthropoda, Insecta, Hymenoptera, Trichogrammatidae.